This is a messenger RNA of Amphimedon queenslandica, 438 nucleotides long. RefSeq lists its product as uncharacterized. Gene Ontology annotation, biological process: vacuolar proton-transporting V-type ATPase complex assembly. NCBI's taxonomy places the organism in Eukaryota, Metazoa, Porifera, Demospongiae, Haplosclerida, Niphatidae. The record is from RefSeq and is a predicted model, not a curated record. Bases 61 to 372 code for a protein of 103 amino acids. The transcript is spliced from 2 exons.
CAAAAGCCACGCCUAUAACCAGCCACACCUCUAAUCCUUUGCAAACCAACCAAAGCAACCAUGGAGGAUCAACCUAGGAAAAGAUCUAGCACAAAUAGAUUCUCUUUCUCUGAUGUAGUUAAAAAUGCAGUGGAGCCAGGAGUGAACCACUCUGUAAUGAUGUUUGUGAAUAUUGUUUUCCUUCUUUUGAUCCUAACCAUUAUCAUAUGGAUUGGGUUCUCCAAUGGGAAGCUCUACAUGAUUGUGCUCUUGAUGCUGGCCUUUGGCUUGUUCAUAGCCUUUAACAAGUUUGUUGCGAUGGUGGUAGAGGAAGAAAAGAAAGCUAAACUGAGGAAACCUGAACCUUCAAACGAAGAAGACAAGACAGAUUAAAUUUAAAUCAAAAAUCAGCUAAUUGUAAAUAUAAUAAUAUUUUCCAAUGAUAAUUGAGUCACUGUA